Colletotrichum godetiae is the source of this 1122-nucleotide messenger RNA. RefSeq lists its product as uncharacterized. Bases 1 to 1122 code for a protein of 373 amino acids. Lineage: Eukaryota; Fungi; Ascomycota; Sordariomycetes; Glomerellales; Glomerellaceae. The transcript has 4 exons. The record is from RefSeq and is a predicted model, not a curated record.
AUGGCGUGGGCCAACAGCGAUCUCUCGGCGCUUGUCUACGCAACGACAUGGAUAAUGCUGCUCAUGUCAACCAUCUUCCUUGCCCUGAGAGUCUAUAGCCGACUCCGAAACGCCGGGAUCGGGCUCCAAGCAGACGACUGGAGUCUCAUCGUAGGCUGGUUCUUCUUGCUCCUAGCAUCGGCAAGCGUGUCUUGGUUGAUGGCUGUCUUUCUUAUUCGAGGGAACUUGCUGAAGAUCACCAUCGCCCGAGUACAUCACAACCUCCAGUCUGUCGCUCUAGGUUUGACAAAGACAUCGUUUGGAAUCACGCUGCUGAGGUUGAUGCCCGGAGGCUGGGAAGCGAAGCUCGUCUGGGGCGUUAUCGUUACUAUGAACCUGCAGUUUGCGAUACACAUCAUCGCGUCGUGGCAGGCUGUUUGCGGUGCACCAGAUGAAGGACAUAUCGGAGGGGAUAGGUGCUGGCAGGUAGACCAGUCGGUAACAUUCAGUGUCUUCAGUGCAUUAUAUUCGGCUAUUUGCGACGUGGUUCUUGCUCUUCUGCCGUGGAAGAUGAUCUUCAACCUACAAAUAAAACAAUCGGAGAGAAUAUGCUUGGUCAUGGCUUUGAGCAUGGGGAUCCUAGCAGGUGUUACAGGGGUAAUGAAAGCUGUUCACGGCUACGUGUUGAUCAACGUGAGAUCUCCUGAUUAUCUGUACAACCAAGCAGUCUACUGGGUCUGGUCCAUGGCUGAACCAAAUGUCACCAUCAUUUCAGCAUCUAUACCCGUUCUUCGCGGUUUCGUUCGCCAGGUCCGAAAACGAACAGAGUCAUCCUCGGGAGCUGGGGCAUACAUCAAGACGGGGGAUGCAAGUGGCAGAUUCUACAAUCAGAGCACUGUGACGGCUACAAGAGGAGAGCCAAGAGAUCGCGAUGCAUCCAGUGACAGCAGCAUCCUGGUUUCAGAGCAGCAAGGAAGCAGUGCUGGUGGAGGAGGCGGCAUCACAUGGACCACUGAGAAGAGCGUCGAGUACGCACCUCGACCUCAGACUGAACAUCGCAAUGAAGCAGCUGACAAGAAUGCUUCUAAAGACGUGUCUGAGUUCGAGAUGAAGCCUAUAGACCGUCGGAAAGGUGGCGCAUAG